Daphnia magna is the source of this 1081-nucleotide messenger RNA. Its product is annotated as ATP-dependent DNA helicase PIF2-like. Gene Ontology annotation, biological process: DNA repair; telomere maintenance. The transcript has 3 exons. Lineage: Eukaryota; Metazoa; Arthropoda; Branchiopoda; Diplostraca; Daphniidae. The record is from RefSeq and is a predicted model, not a curated record. The coding region runs from base 5 to 1081 and encodes 358 amino acids. Gene Ontology annotation, molecular function: DNA helicase activity.
AGAUAUGCAUGGAUAUGAAAUUCAGAAUCCUAUUUAUAUUCUUGUUCAUGGCGGACCGGGAACGGGAAAAUCAUUUUUGACUCGCUGCAUAAACAAUGCUGCACAAGAAAUGGAAAUGGAAUACAGCAUAAUGUGCGUUGCUUUUACUGGUAUUGCAGCAGCAAAUCUACCUAAUGGUAGAACCAUACACAAUCACUUCAACUUUACGAUCAGUGACUUGAAGAAAUUGACUUUUGUCCCAGACUUGUCAACGGAUAAAUUAAACCAACUUCGUUCACGUCUUACCACGUCCAAGCUUAUAUUGUUGGUAAUUGAUGAAAUAUCAUAUAUUUCUCCUGAAGCUCUUGGCCAAAUUGACAACCGUCUACGACAACUAAUGGGAAAACCGGAAUCUCCUUUUGGUGGAAUCGCCGUUCUUUUAAUGGGUGAUUUUUAUCAGUUACCACCCGUUUCCGAACCUUUCAAUCUCUAUAGUGCAACUAUGAAACUUCUCGUUGACCGAAAAGAAAUAGAAAAUGGAGAUCCUGGUCCAAGAACUAGAGGAGCUCUUCUUUUUAGCCAAUUUAGGAAAUUUGAGCUUUCACAACAAAUGAGGGCUGCCGAUGACGCUAUUCACACUGCAAUGCUUAAUCAAAUGAGAACGCCUGAUCCUGGAUGUCGCUACAUAAAUUCUGAACACCUUGCCUCAAUAAAAAUUUUGACAACCAACGACAUUCAAGAAGACAAUUUGUGGCAAUGGGCUCCUGUUGUUGUCACCAGCAAUAAAGAACGUGUAUUAAUCAACAACUCACAAUCAAAAUGCUGGGCUUUGCAGAAAAAAACGCCAAGAUUCAUUUGGGAAAUUCCUUUAGUUGGAGAUUUGGCAUCAUCAAUCACGACGAGCAUCCAUCAACAUAUUUACAAGACCAUACUGGAACUAAAGGGUUGUUUUGUAGCUGGUGCCCCAGGUUACCUUACCCAAAAUAUUAAUCCUUCUCUAGGACUUUCAAAUGGAACCCCAGUUAAUUAUCAUUCUUUGACUUUAAGUCCACUUGAAGAUAUGCACAGUGUAAUGGAAAUGAUGGUGAACAACGAUGGAUAA